Lithohypha guttulata is the source of this 1635-nucleotide messenger RNA. RefSeq lists its product as uncharacterized. The coding region runs from base 1 to 1635 and encodes 544 amino acids. NCBI's taxonomy places the organism in Eukaryota, Fungi, Ascomycota, Eurotiomycetes, Chaetothyriales, Trichomeriaceae. The transcript has 2 exons. The record is from RefSeq and is a predicted model, not a curated record.
AUGAUUGGCUCGACUACAUUGGUUCCGUACACAUGUCUAUCAUACACCUGGGGGCCGGACGAGCCCGAGCUUUCCAUGUCAGUCAUCCAUAUUGAUGGGGAACCAAUGCGUGUCCGAGACAAUCUUCACGAUUUCCUCAUUUGCGCCGGUUCAAAGUUAAAGUGUUUCAAGACCUGGUGGUGGAUUGAUGCAAUUUGUAUUGACCAGGAGAAUGUCGUGGAGAAGAACGAUCAGGUCCAGAAGAUGGGCGAGAUCUACCGGAGUGCUGAGUCGGUUAUUUCCUGGCUGAGCUGCAAGUCAUUGGGAGAGUUUCGAAAUGACCUUGAGCUGAUGCGGCAGUAUAUGAAUGAAUACAGACACCAGUACAAAGUGAAGACGACACAGGACGAGGAGGACGACUGGGAGUCGACUUCUGGUGAGGAAGAUGAGGGUGAUGAUAUACUUCCAUGGCAGCAAUAUUUCGCACGAGAUGAGAAUCUCACCAUCGACUUCAUUGUGCUACUGGCUCAUGCAAUGGCUAACAACUACUGGAAGAGAGCCUGGAUAGUACAAGAGGUUCGACUGGCACGCAAGAACUAUGUCUGGGCCGGUGAUGCAGAGAUAGAGCUUCAGCUGUUAAAUGACCUACAUUCGUGGGCUAGAAGAGCUGUCAGCUUCUGCGAGAGGGGUGGUGACAGCCACAGACUUCGCGCACGAUGGGCCGAUGCCUUAGGCUACGGAUCGCUCGUGAAAUAUUUGCAUUCCGACCCGCGUUUGCCAGGAGCUCGCCAUCACAGACGCCUCAUUGAUCUGGUACGCGACUAUUCUGGUGCAGAGUGCUCGGAAAUUCACGAUCGGGUAUAUGCACUUCGUGCUCUUGCCACCGAAGGUACCGAUAUCAGAAUCGACUAUGCUCAAAGCUGCACGUCUCUGCUUUUUGAAUGUCUCUGGGCACAACGGGUCGAUAUUUGUUUAUGCUCGGCAUCUGUACUGAUGGAUAGGCUCGAACUCAAGGAGUACCCAGACCACGACAUGAUUGCUCUCUUAGCUGCGAAGAGUAAGAUCUGGGAACCUCCCUCCCCCCUGAGUCAGCCCUACUUUGAGAUCAAGUUCGAGGGUCGACGCCUGACUAGAUCUCCAUUGAGCAUGGUGCCCGAUUGCGAGAUUUCGUGGUCCCUUACAGAAACCACGAAAUACUGUAUAGCUCUCGCCUGCCAAUGCUCGUCAGCGUAUCUACCCAAGUAUUGGAUACACCGUGCUGGAUAUGUUGUGUGUCUCGGUGGACGUAUGUCCUGUGGUCUCAACAUACCAAGCAGACACUUGUUUUUGGACGCAGUUGGACAGACGGAUGAUGCCUACCAUUCUGGUAAGAACGCUAAGGCACCUGUCUACACUGUGGAGUUUGUGGAUUCUUUGGAAGGUGAAGGUAUAUACGGGGCCUCGCUCGUGCUAGACAAGGUGGCUAGUCAACAACAGGGGCAGAAGAAGCCUACCCAAUCGUGUAGGUUGCGAUUAACUGCACCAGCACUGAUGGCGCUUAUGAGGCAUCGAGGCAAAGUGCCGGCUGAUUGUGAGGGUGGCAAGGACAUAGAGUACAGAAUCCUCUUCGACUUUGAGCCGGCACGACAUGUUCCGUCUGAACUGUACCUGGCCUAA